AUGACAAAUGCUGUUUUAGAUGAUCAAGGUGACACAUGCUUUGUAACGGACAGUGUUUGUGAUCAGUUUGAAAUUGAAGGACCUGAGACUGUGAUUGAGUUAGGAACAAUGCAUGCAGUAGAAGAUAUCCGAACAAAGAAAAUUAGCGGUCUUAUUGUUUCAUCGGAAGAUAAGUCACUAGAUGUACCCUUACCAAAGGCUUAUUCCGGAGAAAAUAUUCCAGCACGUCGAGAUCAGAUCCCUAGAGUAGAAAUGGCGAUCAAUUGGAGUCAUAUGAGUCCAAUUGCCAAUGAAAUACCAGAAUAUCGUGAUGAUCUCGGUAUUGGUCUCCUAAUUGGAAACGAUUGUGUCGAACCUAUCAAACCACGUGACGUUAUUCCCGGGAAACCUCAAGACCCGUAUGCUAUUACAACUGUAUUCGGUUGGGGCUUUAUUGGAGUAACAAACCCUGUUGAUCACCGCGAAUGCCAGUCAGACGGAACUAGAAUGCAUUGA
This is a messenger RNA of Paramuricea clavata, 495 nucleotides long. NCBI's taxonomy places the organism in Eukaryota, Metazoa, Cnidaria, Anthozoa, Malacalcyonacea, Plexauridae. The record is from the annotation of a GenBank genome assembly.